This is a messenger RNA of Entamoeba dispar SAW760, 540 nucleotides long. Its product is annotated as pre-mRNA-splicing factor cwc15, putative. Gene Ontology annotation, molecular function: RNA binding. The transcript has a single exon. NCBI's taxonomy places the organism in Eukaryota, Evosea, Mastigamoebida, Endamoebidae. The record is from RefSeq and is a predicted model, not a curated record. Gene Ontology annotation, biological process: mRNA cis splicing, via spliceosome. Gene Ontology annotation, cellular component: catalytic step 2 spliceosome. Bases 1 to 540 code for a protein of 179 amino acids.
AUGACAAACGUUGGUAGACCAACAUGGUAUUCAGCAAGAGGAAGUAAACACCAAGGGGGAAUCAAUUAUGUACCAUCAAAGCAGGUUUCUGCACAAGACGUUAUUGUACAACCAGAAUUAAAGAAAAGGAAAGUAGACCAGUUAAUAACAAGAGAAAUGUUAGAAAAUACUAAUAAAAAACAAGAAGAAUUAAAACCUAAGAAAAUUGAAUAUAAAGAAAGUAGUGAUAAACAAAAAAUUAAAGAAGAAAUUAAAGAAGAAAUUAAAGAAGAAAUUAAAGAAGAAAUUAAAGAAGAAAUUGAAAGCGAAGACACUGAAGAAGCACUUAAAAAAGAAUACGAAGAAAUGGAAGAAGAAGAAGAAUUUGAGGAUUCUUCUGAUUCUCAAAAAUACUUUUCUGAUGGAUUGAUUCAAAGAAAGUGGUAUGAUGAUGUUGUAUUUAAAAAUCAAGCAAAAGAACCUCCGAAACAAACCCAGUAUAUUAAUGACACUUUACGUAAUGAAUAUCAUCAACGUUUUAUGGAUAAAUUCAUUAAAUAA